UUUCUUUCUUUCCUCUUAGACAUAGAUGUGACUAGUGGAUACCAAGUAAACCCAGAAGAUAUAGAAGACAUCAAGUUAAAGUUAAUGCUUGUUGUCUCAUUGCUGACCCUCUUACUUUUUGUCCUCUUCUUGGCAAUCUGUAGUGCCCUUUUGUACAAAAUGAAGGCAGCAAAUUAUAAUAAGGCAAGUGCCAGUGAAUACACCGUCAACCCUGAACUGGCUGAAAUAUCAUACUUCCAUCCAUCAGAAGGCAUAUCGGAUACAUCCUUUUCUAAGAGUGGCGAGAGCAGCACGUAUUGGGGAAACACUUCUUCAGAAAUGAGAAAAUCAGAGACAAUAGAGAUAAAAACCAUCUCGAAGGACACUUCCCUAGAAUCAGAUGAAACAGGCUUGAUUGAGGAGUCAGACAUACCUCAGAGUGAGGAACUCAGUGAAGGAACUCGCACUAAUAAAUAGAUGACUAAAAAGCUUUUUUACUCAGUUAUUUAUUUUUGGUCAUAAAAACCUCUGUGGCUUACAUUAAUACCAUGAUUCAGAGAACUUUAAUUUUUCUGCUGUGUGAAGAGGAGGAUAUUUUUUCUCAGUUAGACCAUGUAAUGGGAA
Molecule: messenger RNA, 603 nt
Organism: Sorex araneus (European shrew)
Lineage: Eukaryota; Metazoa; Chordata; Mammalia; Eulipotyphla; Soricidae
Gene: EQTN
Product: equatorin
Exons: 2
Biological process (GO): endocytosis; acrosomal vesicle exocytosis; fusion of sperm to egg plasma membrane involved in single fertilization
Cellular component (GO): plasma membrane
Source: RefSeq, a predicted model, not a curated record